This is a messenger RNA of Anopheles stephensi (Asian malaria mosquito), 1303 nucleotides long. RefSeq lists its product as uncharacterized. Gene Ontology annotation, molecular function: chitin binding. The transcript is spliced from 2 exons. Gene Ontology annotation, cellular component: extracellular region. The coding region runs from base 107 to 937 and encodes 276 amino acids. The record is from RefSeq and is a predicted model, not a curated record. NCBI's taxonomy places the organism in Eukaryota, Metazoa, Arthropoda, Insecta, Diptera, Culicidae.
GUCAUCCUUUACUUGCCGUUCAAUCAUUGGGCGACGAUCGCGUGUUUGCCGUCAGCGUCAGAGUUUCCUGUGUGAUCAUCGACAGUAGUGCAACGGUUGGGGGAAAAUGUUCGCAGCCUCGUCAAAACUUCUUGUGGUGCUAUUUUUAGUGUGUUUGGUGAGUGCGACCUCUGGCAGCCACGUAAUAUCGGUGACACAGUUUCAAACCUCGAACUGUGAGGAUCGGCAGGCGCCCGGCAUUUUUUGCUCCGAUUGCAACACUGUCGCCGUCUGCGUGAAGAUCGAUUCGGUUUGGAAAACGUUAUGGGUCGAAGAGUGCAACAAAGCCGAAGGGCUGUACUGUAACGAGUUCGAGGGGGGCUGCUCGACCAGCGUUGGAUCCUGCAAUCCGGGCGGAGGAGGCAACUUUGAGUGUAACACGCCGGGCUUGUUUCCGGACCCGUUCAACUGUCGGGUGUAUCAUUUUUGCAUCCAGAACGGCAACAACCAGGUAGCCAUGAGCAUUGAUUGUGGAGGAGCAGCAUUUUCGCCAGCGACCGGAGAUUGUUCGCUCCAGCUGAAUGAUACCGUGUGCCUGUCGCCACAGUUUAACUGCUCCGUCGUCGGUCAAAUGGGCGCUUGGCCGGGCAAUAACAACAUCUACUACAUCUGCGCAGCGGAAAUGGUCAACGAGAUUCGAGUUCUGCGCCCCCGGUUGUUCCGCUGUCCGGCGAACCAAAUGUUUCAGGACGGGCAGUGCGUACAGCGCGACUGGGCCAAUAUGCCGCCCGGUACGAUCGUUCCGUACGAGUGUGAGAGGCCGGGACUGUUUCCCGAUCCGGCACACUGUCGUUAUUAUUACAGCUGUAGUGCGGAGCUGGUUGCGACGCAUUUACAGUGCCCGGAUGGUACCUUUUUCAAUGUCAACACGUUCUCCUGCGUGCUGGGCGCUUGCUAGUGGAAGUGGGAAUGGUUUCCCUCAUUUAGUGUGCUGUAGCUGAUGGUGCUGCAAUAAAGACCGUUUGCAAUUGAGAAACAAAGGCACUAAGCAUGAAAGAAAAGUGAAAAAAAUGAAGCAUACAAAUUAGGACGCUGAACAGUUAAAAAUGUUGUGCAGUAUUCUCAAAAAACUUUUCAAUCCGUGCCUUCGACACAUUUCUCUUCAGCUUUUAUAAGUUUCGUUAUUUUGAAUUGCUAUUCAUCUUCAUGUGCAUUUUUAAAGUCAAGUAAUGGAAGCUUUACAUCCAAAAUUAGCAAGUGAACUUAGCGCAACAAUAAUCAUAGCAUAAUAAAGCAAUUUCUUAGUUCGUUGAUCGAGAUUUCA